CCACCCGCAUCAAUGUUUUUCUGAGCGCGGAUGCGCAGAACUUUCAACGGAAUUGGCUUCAGAGACGCAACCAGGUGGGACAAGCAGAAGGAAAAAGCGAGCAAAUUGUUCCCUUUAUUGAAGGAUAUGUAGCAGCAACAUGCCUUGUAAAAUUCCUUGACUUUUAGGUGCUGAAACCUCUGAUGCGAACAAGCUGUCAGGCUUUUUUCAGGCAAGAGAUAUAAGUUCCAGUAUCUGUGGCAAUGGAAGAUCACCAAGGAAAUUUGUCACCUUCAUCCUCUUCCUCCUCCUCUUCAUCUUCUUCCUCCUCACCCAACCGACAGCCUAUGUCAAUUGAUGAGGAGCUCUGGCAGAUGGCUGAAGAAAGGGCCCAGGAGAUACUGUAUAUAAUUCAGCCAAAUAUAGUUUCCGAGAUGAACAGAAAGGAAGUUGCUGAGUAUGUUCAGAGUCUGAUUAGAGGUUGCUACGGUGCAGAGGUCUUCCCAUUUGGCUCAGUCCCACUAAAAACCUAUCUUCCUGAUGGGGAUAUUGACUUGACUACUCUCUGUCAAGAGAACGAAGAGGAGGAUUUAGCUAAAGCUGUAUGCAAUAUACUUGAAAGUUUAGAGGACUCUGAAUACCAAGUAAAAGACAUACAAUAUAUACGUGCACAGGUCCAAGUCGUGAAAUGCACUGUGAAAAAUAUAGCUGUUGACAUCUCAUUUAAUCAGAUUGCAGGGCUUAGCACUCUCUGUUUUCUGGAGCAGGUUGAUGAACUUGUUGGGAGAAACCAUCUUUUCAAACGUGGCAUUAUUUUGAUCAAAGCCUGGUGCUAUUAUGAGAGCCGAAUUCUUGGAGCACACCAUGGCCUGAUGUCAACAUAUGCAGUUGAAACAUUAGUCUUGUAUAUUAUGAAUCUUUUUCAUUUAUCUGUUCGUGGUCCUUUAGAGGUCCUGUAUAAAUUCUUGGACUACUAUAGCUCAUUUGAUUGGGACAGCUAUUGUCUGAGUAUAAAUGGUCCAGUAACCAUAUCUUCGCUUCCAGAAAUUGUUGAGACACCAGAUUGUGAUUGGGAUGACCUGCUGCUCAGUAAGGAGUUUCUGCAAAAUUGCAGAGAUAUAUUCUCUGUUCCAGCAAGGGCGUGUGAAACUGCAGCUCCGGAAUUUCCGAUUAAGCAUUUGAACAUUAUAGAUCCUCUAAGAAGCAACAACAAUCUGGGGCGUAGCGUCAGCAGAGGAAAUUUCCAUCGAAUAAGGUUUGCUCUUUCCUUUGGUGCUCGAAAGCUUAGGGAAAUCCUUACACUUCCUGGAGAAAGCUUGGGUGCAGCUCUUGAGAAGUUUUUCAUGAACACUCUAGAUAGAAAUGGGAAAGGACAAAGACCAGAUGUUCCUGUUCCUGUUCCUGCAUUUGGAACUGGGAGAUCUGAAGAGUCCGUCCUCGGUGGAGAUUAUCGCAGUUACUAUGGUUGCCUACAAUAUAGUCAAUUAUAUCACAAUUAUAGCAUUCCAUUUGCUGCCCAUCAAAUUUUACCAUCAUCACCUUCUCAAGUUGAUGUUGCCCAUCAAAUUUUUCCAUCUUCACCCUCUCAAGUUGAUGUCCAUGCAUUGUCAAGCCAGCCGAGUUGGAGUCUGAUUUACCAAUUGGGUAACGAUUUAUACGUACCCAUGCAGACAUUCUACCAUCCAAAUGCUUCACAACAAUUUGAAGCAACUUUCGGUGUUGAAGAGAAGGGGAAGUCUCGAGGAACAGGCACAUACAUACCUGACAUGCUGCAUACAUAUAAUUCCUACUACAAGGAUAAGCAUAUGAAAGUGUUCAGGCAUAGAGGAUCUGCUUCAGUGGAUGCUAAUAUGCUGCCAAAAUCGCAUCAGAAGGAGGAACUAUUGCAGAUUCAGUCCGAGACAGAAAUGGAUCGCGAUUCAAGGCCCUUCAAAGUCAAAACUGAAGAAUUCCCUCUUCUUUCGGGCUUUCAAAUGACCAGCUCCCCAUCUGAAGCCCAAGGCUCUGUUCAGUUAAAUCCUGACUGCGAGCAGCCCAGAAGUUCCUCUUCCUCACUGAAUAUUGAAUUCGGAAAAUACAGGUCUGCCAAACCACUGACAAAACGACCUUUGCCUGCAAAACAAGAUAAGCCAGAAUCUUCAGUUUCCAAAACUCUGGGCUCUUUGCUUGGUGUCCCAAAGAUGGACAUGAAGAAAGAGAAUUCCUGAGGAUAUGAGUUGACAAUCUCUAACCUGCAACUACAGUCAUUUUGUAAGAUUCUAGGAUAACACCAAACAAUAGCGAGUCCUAAUGCGUUGCUUGUAAUUCCGUAUACUGUCUUCCAAACCAAACCUUGUUAGAAUUGGAAGAUGCUAGUGUUAGGUACUGAGAGUGUAUUAGUCACAUACAUGUCAGCUGAGGAACCAUCCUCUUGGAUUGUUGAGAUAGCCAAUAUAUGCACAUCUCCUCUCCGGUGGGAGAAGACAGGACUAUUUCACUCGGGACCGUUUCGCAUUUCUUUUCUUCUCAGAGUCCAAAGAAAUUUGUACAUGAUUUCAACAUAUAUAAUAGCCAAUCACCUAGAGUAUAUUGGGUUCCAUGAUUC
Prosopis cineraria is the source of this 2563-nucleotide messenger RNA. RefSeq lists its product as uncharacterized. The transcript is spliced from 11 exons. Gene Ontology annotation, molecular function: nucleotidyltransferase activity. Bases 243 to 2186 code for a protein of 647 amino acids. The record is from RefSeq and is a predicted model, not a curated record. Lineage: Eukaryota; Viridiplantae; Streptophyta; Magnoliopsida; Fabales; Fabaceae.